This is a messenger RNA of Aureococcus anophagefferens, 1224 nucleotides long. RefSeq lists its product as hypothetical. The record is from RefSeq and is a predicted model, not a curated record. The transcript has a single exon. NCBI's taxonomy places the organism in Eukaryota, Pelagophyceae, Pelagomonadales, Pelagomonadaceae. Bases 1 to 1224 code for a protein of 407 amino acids.
AUGGUGCGGCGGCGCGACGCCGGCGAGGAGCAGCUCGGCGGGUCGCACUACAGCUGGGACGACCGGUGCGGCCUCGGCGGGUUCCUCUGCUACGAGUACGGCUCGGACAGCGACACGGCGACGAACAUGGCGCACAACAUCUUCGUGGCGCUGCUCAUCGCCUGGGCCGUCGCCGUCGUCUGCGGCUACGCGGCCAAGGCCGGGGGCCGCACGCGCUGGAGCUUCUACUGGGUCGGGGCGCUCAUGGUCGCGCUCUGCUGCGUGCAGUACUACUUCGUGUUCCUCGCGGCGAACACGCUCCCGCCGUCGGCGGCGGCAGACUACAUCCGCCGCUACGACUGCAUGUACAGCAACAAGGGCGGCAAGCGCAACAAGGACGGCGACAAGAACCGGCCCCUGACGAACCUGAACCCCUGCUGGUGCCACGAGCACGCCAUCUGCCUCGACGCGGCCACGGGCGACGAGAUCCACCACUCGGCGUGCCCGACGGACGGGUCCGCGUACUGCUACGAGGGCAACGGCGACCGCGUGUCGCUGAACCUCGGCAAGCGCGUCGUGUCCACGGAGCGCGACUGCUCCUACGGCCGCAGCGCCAAGUGCUCCAAGGAGCAGCCCUGCACGCCGUGCGAGGCCGACAGGGCCGUCCUCUUCGACGACUCGAGUUACUGCAACCUGUGCUCCGACAUCAACCGGGGCAGGUGCGACUUCGUGCCGGGCGUCGGGCCCUACUGCUACGUCGAGCCGGGCUCCGCCGCCGUCGAGCCCUGCGGGCUGUGCUGCACGCACCUCGAGCCGUUUUUCGAGGUCGUGAUCCCGACGGACGCGCCCUCGACCUACGGCCCCACGCCCUACUCCGAGGCGCCGACGGCGCCGGCGAGCCCGACGGCGACGGCCCGCCCCAGCGCGACGUUCAGCCCGUCGAGCUCGGGGCCCACCGCGAGCGCCGCGCCGACGGCGAGUGCCGCGCCCGCGGCGGGCCCGUCCGCGGCCCCGACGACGGCGGCCCCCACGACGGCGGCCCCCACGUCCGUCCCCACGACGGCGGGCCCGACGGCGCUCCGGGAGGCCCUCCGGCGCCGGCUCCACGAGACGACGUCGUCGGACGCGACGCUGUCGCCGUCGAGCGUCCGGGACUGGAGCGCCAACUACACGCACUGCGCCAUCGCGACGAACGACGACUGGGGCAAGGGCACGCCGAAGCGCCCCAUCUCCGGGCGCGGCUAA